CGGUUCGAUUAACAGACGAUAUCAACAAAAACGAAAACAAAAAAAACGAAACGGUUCUAUUUUUGCGCCUCUUUUUCACCUGCAUUUUGCGACGACGCGACAUCGAUGCUAAAGCCCCUCCCCCGAGCACCGAUGGCGACCCUUGGCACACCAUCGUCUUAUCUCUGAACAGCUGCAGUUGGGUUACCAUUAACAGUUAAUAACCAUGAUUCUUUGACUUGAGUUGCGUCAAUCUAAUCGGCGUGUAGUUUGACACUCAUCGCAAGACAUUAGUGAAGUGAGUUGAGAGCAAUGAGAGUGCGUUAGUACCCGGAUUCUGGCCGAAUAACCCACUAUUAUCAGGCGUGUGAUUGGUCAUAAAGGCAGUAGAUUAGCGCCAACUGAUUGUAGGCAACAGCAGCAGCUGUAGGCCAGUUUAGUAGUCGGAGAGUUGCCACGACGCACAGUUGAGAUACAGAUUAUGGCCGAGCUACGUCCUCUCAGUGCUGAAUUGCGCCACAUUGCCGCAACGGAGCUAAAUGAGGUGGAGGAGCGAGUGCCAGCUGAUUUGCAGGCACUACGGGAUUGGAUUGCCAAACAGCCGCAUCUAAAGUGUCGACAGGAUGAUCAAUUCCUUAUCGCCUUUCUGCGCGGCUGCAAAUUCAGCUUGGAGAAGGCCAAGUCCAAGUUGGAUAGCUUCCUCACCAUUAAAACCAUGAUGCCGGAGUUGUUUGCGAAUCGCCAAAUGGACGAACGCAGUAUUGCCUUGUGCCGCACGGGUACAUAUGUCCAACUACCCAAGCCCUUUGGACCAGGCGGACCUAGAAUUCAGCUCACAGAUUAUUCCAAGUUUGAUCCCAAGGUCUUCAAGUUAAUCGAUCUCUUUCGCUACCAGACGCUGCUCAUGGAGCGUCAGGUGCGCGAAGAUGACAAUAGUGUCAUCAGUGGCUAUAUUGAAAUUCUAGAUAUGGGUAGUAUGAGCCUCAGUUUCCUAGCUCAAAUCGAUCUUCCGCUCAUCAAGAAGAUGGGCGUUUUUGGCGAUAAAGCAGCACCAGCACGAAUCAAGGGAGUUCAUUUCAUCAACUGCCCUAAGGAGGCGGCUGCACUGCUCAACAUGUGCAAGAGUUUAAUGCCCGCCAAGCUACAAUCUCGAUUCUUCGUCUACAAAAAUCUAGAGAAGCUGAACGAGGUUAUUCCACGUGAAUAUUUGCCAGAGGAGUAUGGUGGAAGUAAUGGACGCAUAUCUGAUAUAAUAGUCAAUAUGGAGAAGCAGAUGCUCGAGUAUAACGAAUACCUGAAGGAAGAUAACCAAUACGGAGUUAAUGAACAGCUGCGUCCCGGCAAGAGGUUGAAUGCCGACACCGUGUUCGGCAUUGAAGGAUCCUUUCGCAAAUUGGACAUCGAUUAGAUUAGCGCCAAAUUAAUCAAACUGAAAUUUUAUGGAAAAACCAUUGCAAGGCUUAGCUUUAAUAGCAAAUGUAUCAAAAAAAAACUAAAUUAAAGUGCAUCUCAAAGUCAAA
This is a messenger RNA of Drosophila sulfurigaster albostrigata, 1499 nucleotides long. RefSeq names its product alpha-tocopherol transfer protein-like. Gene Ontology annotation, cellular component: membrane. The coding region runs from base 461 to 1387 and encodes 308 amino acids. The transcript has 3 exons. Lineage: Eukaryota; Metazoa; Arthropoda; Insecta; Diptera; Drosophilidae. The record is from RefSeq and is a predicted model, not a curated record. Gene Ontology annotation, molecular function: phosphatidylinositol bisphosphate binding.